Molecule: messenger RNA, 890 nt
Organism: Owenia fusiformis
Lineage: Eukaryota; Metazoa; Annelida; Polychaeta; Sabellida; Oweniidae
Source: the annotation of a GenBank genome assembly
AUGGUGGUUGAAACCGCGGUAGAUCACUUUACGACGAAACGAACACGAGAGCAUCACUCAUUGGAUGAAACACAAACCUUUAAUUUAUUGCAACAGAAUAAAAACCUCACAAAGUUGACAGUAUCAUUGCUGACUCGACUGCUGUUGUACCAAAAAAGGAAGUUUAAGUGUUGCGGUGUAUGUACAAUAGAGCGUAAACAUGGCUGCACGUUCAGUACCUGUUUCCCUGCUUUUGUUGGUGGUGGCUGUCAACCAAUGCUUGGCCAGCUACGCACGAGAAUGCUGUGAAAGCCCGAUAAGAUGUCCAAGCGGCUUCGAAAAGAACAACAAGUUAAAUUCGUGUUAUUUCUUCGAAAACACCAAAAAGGUCACCUGGUAUGAGGCUAAUGCGAUAUGUCAGAGUAAGGGCGCCCAUCUUCUAGCGAUCGAAACACAGGAGGAAAUGAACUUUCUGAAAACCAAACGAAGGAUUGGGUAUUGGACCGGGGGAAACAUGCUGAGCAAUAACGUGUACAAAUGGCAACAGGGUGGCUGCUUUUACCAGUCACCCCUGAAAUACACACACUGGAGCACCCGAGGUAAUCCCCCACAGCCCGACAACCAUCGUGGUCGCGAGAAGUGUAUCAUGGUUUGGGAACAGUUCUACGGAUGGGCUGACUUUGAAUGCACCUACCUACUCAAUUUUGUUUGUGAGAUCAACCUCAAGUCAGAUUAAUGUUAAUUGUCAACUGAGCAAACUCAUCAAUGUUUUUUUGUUAUUUGAUUUCGAGUGAUUGGAUGUGAAUAAUUAUACUUGUGUAUUUGGGUGAGCUGAUAAAAAUACCUAUAUAUUUAGAUCAGAUUUUGAAUGCACAUUAAUCAAUCGCAUUAAUUUCUUAGCAAUGUUACAU